CAAUGGUUCGAGUACUGCUCGAAAGGAAAGAAACGCAUUUUCUCGAUUUGCAAGCAGAGUUGCAGGGCAAGCGACGCGUGCAGGCUUUACUUUCAAGCAGUGGGGGACGCCAACAAUGGUGGGAAGCUUCAGAAGCGCUUUGAAAGUUUCGGGACUUAAUUCUGAGCUAGAACUACAAACAAAGGAAUUGGAAGGAGUUAAGGAGGAGAUUAAGAAGGGGAUUGGCGGAUAUUUUGGUGAAUAA
This is a messenger RNA of Sphenostylis stenocarpa, 244 nucleotides long. The record is from the annotation of a GenBank genome assembly. NCBI's taxonomy places the organism in Eukaryota, Viridiplantae, Streptophyta, Magnoliopsida, Fabales, Fabaceae.